CGCCCUGACUCUAUAAGCCCCGCCCCUCGGCUCCGGUCUCAGCCUAUUCGAGCGGAUCAAUGAGGGCUCAUUUGAACUGCCGCAGACAGCCAAAACUUACCAUCGACAACUGGCUUGAAUAUAGAGGUAUAACAGAGGAGCAUGGGUUGUCACAACAGCAAAGUUUGUGGCCAGGUCUCCAGGAAAAAGAAAAAAAGUUGUGCGCAAGAAGGUGAGAAGCACAUAAAGGACAUCAAACUUCAAGAUGGAAGUGGUACACGCUCGUCUGAGAAGAAUCUUUUGGAGACGUAUGAGUGUCAGCUAAAGAUACUUCAUGCUGUGUUGACGGCUUCAGGAGACCAGGAGAGAGACCAGCUCCUCAAGGACCAUCCUGGAGACAUCUGCACUUUAGUCCACAGUAUUCUGGAGAAGGUAAAGACUGAGAUAACCUCUGACCUAAAUGAUCUUCAUGAAAAACAGACGAGGAGCGUCUUAGAACGGCAUCAGAGCGCAACAGAAGAGCUACAGCGAUUACACAAUGAAGAGAAGAACAUUUUAAAUGAGUCCCAUGCAGCAGCUGAGAAUGUGCUGAAGGAUCAGAUUGAAGGGCUGACGUCAGAGCUGAAGCUGUUUGAGGAGUUGAAGCGCAGAGCGCAGGAGUCCACGCUCCAGAGAGACCUUCAGAGAAACAUUGAGACUCAUGGCAGCCCUGGUGCAUUCUGGGAGCAGGAGCAGGAGAGUCUGUUAUUUGUCAUCGAAAUGAAGCGUGAGCGUUUACAGGACCAGGGGAACAAGCUGCUGCAGAUGGAAACACUGGUGGAGAGGAAUCAGUCGCUGGAGGAUCAGCUCCUGCAGGCGCUCCAGCAGAGCGAGGACUUCAGAGUGAGGAUAGACAACUACCAAAGCCUCAUACAACAACUGUCCAAGGAGCAGAAUGAGCUGCAGGAGGCGCUAGAGAAGCAGUCUCUGCAGAACCAGAAGCUCAGCCAGGAGAAAGAAGAGCUGCUCUUUAAACUCAUACACCGCAGAGACUCGUGCUCCUCCUUCCACCUUCCUUCUGUCAUCCCCAGCUGACCACAGCAUCCACCUUCCUUCUGUCAUCCCCAGCUGACCGCAGCAUCCACCUUUAUCACAGGCUGGCCUCAGUGCCUUCGUUUUUUUUUUUUUUUUUUAUGCCAGUUUAAUAUAGUGUUGUGAUCACCCAGUGCUGAUAUGAACUUAUUCACUGCACUUAGCAAUUUUAACUAGCCAAACAAAUAUUUUUGUACAUUUUGUUUGAAGAGACAUUUCUUAUCAGGAUUUUUUUUGGAUGCAUUUUGAAAUAGCUGUAGAUCUAUGCAGUAGUUACUCUUUUUAUUAUUCUACAGGGUUUUUGACAUUUUUAUUUCUUUCCAGGAAACCGCAAGUAUUGUUAGCAAAAACAGCUGUUAUGUUUUUGCCUUAAGACAUAAUUAGCACUUGGACAUGUAACAUGAAUAUUUGGGAUCUUUUCAGAUGCACUUGCACUUUUAUCUGUUUUAUUUGUUGGAGAGAUAAUGGGCUUUUGGUGAUAACCAGUAUGCUUUCUUCCUACACUUUGCACAUAGUAUUUCCGUUUUGAAUCCUUCUGCUUUUCAGUGGUAGGUAAAGUCCUGGGGUCCUAUUGGAUAAAAUCUUGUCAUUUUAGCUCAAACACCAUGUUGUCUCAAAGAACCAGCACACAUGUUUUCAAGAAGAGUCUAGCCUCUCUGUUUUGUUACUUUUUGCAAACCUAUUUUUAUUUUAUUUUAGAAAAUUCUGAACAGAUUUUUAAGUUAUUUAAUACUUUAAAAGAGUAGUUCACCCCAAAAUUAAAAUGAGCUGAAAAUGGACUCCCCUUCAGGACAUCCAAGGCGUAGUACGUAAAUGAAAUGUAGCAUUGCAUCACUUGCUCACCAAUGGAUGCUCUGCAGUGAAUGGAUGCCAUCAGAAUGAGAGUCCAAACAGCUGAUAAAAACAUUACAAUAAUCCACACCACUCCAGUCCAUCAGUUCACAUCUUGUGAAGUGACAAACAAAAGUCCAUCAAGGCAUUUAACUGUAUUUUGGCUGUUUUAAAAUGUUUCUUGCAAACCUGCAGCGGAGACAUUAACUGAUGGACUGGAGAGGUGUGGAUUAUUGUGAUGUUUUUAUCAGCUGUUUGGACUCUCAUUCUGACGGCACCCAUACACUGCAGAGCAUCUAUUGCUGAGCAAGUGAUGCAAUGCAAAAUUUAUCCAAAUCUGUUCUGAUGAAGAAAUCUAUGAAGAAUAUCUGGUUGAAAUAUUCUUUCUGCAGGACUUCAGAUGGACUUCUCAUUGCAGUGAUUCGACUUGUCAUUUUUAAAAGCUUGAGUGGUAAAAUGGUUGCCUUUGUGUACAUAUCUUUUUUUUUUAAGAUAUUGUGUAUUAUUGUAAUGUUGUGCUCUUAUAUAUGUUUACUUCUAAAUCAUUGCCUUUGUUGUAAGAUAUUUCCUGGAAAAAAAAAACAAGCAAUAAAAGCUGCAUCAGAGGGA
This is a messenger RNA of Carassius gibelio (silver crucian carp), 2490 nucleotides long. RefSeq names its product coiled-coil domain-containing protein 69. The coding region runs from base 142 to 1053 and encodes 303 amino acids. Gene Ontology annotation, cellular component: cytoplasm; nucleus. The transcript is spliced from 9 exons. Gene Ontology annotation, molecular function: microtubule binding. NCBI's taxonomy places the organism in Eukaryota, Metazoa, Chordata, Actinopteri, Cypriniformes, Cyprinidae. The record is from RefSeq and is a predicted model, not a curated record.